Arthroderma uncinatum is the source of this 870-nucleotide messenger RNA. RefSeq lists its product as uncharacterized. The transcript has a single exon. The record is from RefSeq and is a predicted model, not a curated record. The coding region runs from base 1 to 870 and encodes 289 amino acids. NCBI's taxonomy places the organism in Eukaryota, Fungi, Ascomycota, Eurotiomycetes, Onygenales, Arthrodermataceae.
AUGCCUGAGGGCCUACGGUCAAAGAGACCCGUAUCUGUGCCGCCCCCGCAUAAACAUGGGAAUAAAUACGCAAUUACUCCCAACAAGUGGUCACCUCUCAGUCUCAUCACAAUUGCUUCUUUCUUGAUGACUGUAAGCGCCUUCGUCUGGGCUCUAGUCUUGAAGGAUGGGACUGCGGUUGUUGCCAUUUUUUCAAUGUCGAUGGUGUCGACACUCAACGGAAUUGCUUUUUACUGGAAGCCCCAUCUCGCUGUCCGGCCAUCAGCUGCAGUGGUACCGAAGGGAGAUAUUAUCAUACGGACACGCGAGGGAGCGUUUAUUGUCGUGCGAUGCACAGAGGAACUAGCUCGCGAGCUUUAUACCGGUACAGAGGAAUGUAACUACACUCUCAACGACCAGUGGUCUAGAGCUCUGGUCGGCAUUGGGACGUUUCUGAUCAUGUUUUCUGUCGUGCUACUCGGCAAUUGCGAAUGGACCAUGCAGGCUGUAGUAUCUGCAGUUUACAUGCUCCUGAACGCCAUGUACUGGGGAUCGUCAUUGCUGCCAAAGCGUUGGAUAUGGGACAUGUCACGAUAUGAUUGGAAGGAUGUCACGCCCAGCAACGUCAAGGCUGCUCACGAGAUUGGUAGCGAUGGCGCUCAGCCAAGCUUCACACGGACGCUAUGGUAUGCUAUCCAUGCCACGGAGGAGAUCAACUGGGUGAUAGUUAGCGGCGCGGUUCCCCAGACCCAGGCGUGGGAGAACUGGCUUGAGCUUGCAUACGAAAAUCGUACAGAUCCAGACUGGGACGCCGUUGGUGAGAAAGAUCGACUGAUGGCCGAAGCGCGUCGAUCUCAGCUGACCCCAAGUCGAAAGUGUUCUGAUGGUUGA